AAAUCUGACCUUGACAUUCUUCUUGGAAAAACAGAAAACAGCACCUGUCAAUGCAUAAUUUGCAUUUAUUUGGACAUUUCUUGGUAUUAAGGGAUGUGUUUUCUUAAUUUAUAUUGGGAAAAGACUAAUUUAUGUGAUUUACCAUGAAGGUGGUGUCAGUUGUUGACGUUACUACCCCUGGGGUGACUGCCCCUGGGGUCACACCUGAUCCAAAAAAUGUGAACCCAUUAACCUUGCUGACAAACAGAAAAACAGCUUUGGAAGAAAUUGAUAAGGCUUGUAAAGGUAUUGAAGCUUCAUUGGAAAAUAUCCAGUUUCAAAAACUUGAUUUUGGUGAGACCCAGAUACUGGACACAUUCUACAACGCAGAUGUUGUUAUUGUUGAUAUGACCAUUGCAACACAACAGUCAUCUUUGUUUUACCAUGUUGGUGUUAGACAGAGUAUGGGAAUGAAAUAUAAUGUUGUCAUAGCAAAUGAUACAGAUCCAGAGUUGACAGUCUCUCUGAGGUUAUCUUGUGGCACGGGUGUUGUGUUUUUCCCCUACACAAGGGACGCUAAUGGCACCAUCAUAGUACAGGAUGGGACAGUGGCCUACAAUGAUGUGUGUAUACAUCCAGAAAAUGGACCUUCAUUGUUGAAUAAACUGAAGAAAUACCUCAGUGAUGUAGAUGAUGAAAGUGUGACUCAUUUGAAAGAAAGAUUUCUGGCUGACUUAAGAAAAGCUCGUGAGCAUUAUAAGGGUGAAGAUCUUGUAAAGGCAUUGCAUGGUAUGAAACGUAGGUUGGAUGACCCACAACUUCUGUCUGUUGAUGUUGUAGUUAAUCUAUUGAUCUCAUUCAGAGAAAUACAGGAUUAUAACUCUAUGGUGAAGCUUGUUGAAGACUUGGACUCUAUACCAAACUUGAAGAUAUCAAGUACUGUAGCAGUACAGAAUCUGUAUGCAUUUGCACUUAACAGGAGGAAUAAGGAUGGAGACAGAACCAAAGCUUUAAAUGUGAUAUUGAAGGUAAUAGACACAACAGAAAAUCCAGUACCAGAUUUGUUAUGUUUAGCAGGAAGGAUUUACAAGGACUUGUUUAUAGAGACAGAUUAUGAGGAUAAAUCAGCACUAGAAAAUGCUAUAAAAUGGUACAAAAAGGGAUUUGAAAUACAGCCCAAUGAAUAUGCUGGAAUAAAUCUAGCUACUUUACUGGUUAUAUCUGGGAAAGAGUUCUCUACCUGUAGUGAACUGAAGAGAAUAGGAUUAAAGUUGAAUAAUUUGAUAGGGAAGAAGGGUAGUUUACAGACAUUAACAGAUUACUGGGAUGUAGCGACAUUUUUCGAGAUCUCCGUGCUGGCACAGGAUUAUGGGAAAGCAGUGCAGGCGGCAGAAUGCAUGUUUAAAUUAGAACCACCAUAUUGGUAUCUGAAGUCGACAUUAGGAAACAUACAACUCAUUAACAAGUUCCGCAAACCGAGCGCUCACACCAAUCAGGAGACACAGUUGUUUAAUUUCUGGAUGGAGUUCUUCAUGGAGGCCACUAAAUCUGAGGUGUCACCACUUUGGUACCCUGUCCUGAUUCUAGAGCCAAACAAGGUGUAUGUUCCGAGCUACUUACAAGUUAACAUGGAUGAAGACAAUAAGUCAGUGCACAUUUACAAUGUAUGCAGAUCUGACAAGCUUCAACAUGAGUGGGUGUUUCCUGUACCAGCUAUUAAAGGGGUUAGUUUAUAUAAGAGAGAUGUACGGGCAGUAUUUUUGUACGUUGUCGACAACUCAGAUGAUUUCCACAUUUUCUUCUCAUCAGAAAUGCAACGGCAGUUGUUUUAUGAUGAUAUGUGUAAGUUAAUCAAGGAACAUCAGCGAGGUUUUGAGGCAGAACUCGAGGAGAGAGAUAAUAUUGAGUACGAGUAUGAGACAGAUGAGAAAGGCAAUCGUGUCGUACUUGGUCGAGGAUCAUACGGUGUUGUGUUUGCUGCACGAGAUAAUCGUACCCAGGUCAAGGUCGCUGUGAAAGAAGUUCCAGAGAAAUUUCAUGAGGAGGUACAACCACUACAUGAAGAAAUUAAACUACAUUCAAGAUUAAGCCAUAAAAACAUUGUAAAAUAUCUUGGUUCACUGAGUGAAGAUGGCUUUUUCAAAAUCUUCAUGGAACAAGUUCCAGGGGGUAGUUUAUCUCAGCUUCUAUCAUCAAAGUGGGGACCACUAAAGGACAAUGAGCCAACAAUUGCUUUCUAUACAAAACAGAUACUUGAUGGUCUCAAAUAUCUUCAUGAUAAUAGAAUUGUACAUAGAGAUAUCAAGGGAGACAAUGUGUUGGUAAAUACAUACAGUGGUGUAUUGAAGAUCUCAGAUUUCGGCACAUCCAAGAGACUGGCUGGAAUAAACCCAUGUGCUGAAACAUUUGCAGGAACAAUGCAGUAUAUGGCUCCAGAGGUGAUUGACCGAGGAAUGAGAGGGUAUGGUCCUCCAGCAGAUAUCUGGUCUCUAGGUUGUACAGUGAUUGAGAUGGCAACAGGGAAACCACCUUUUAUAGAGCUUGGUAGUGCCGAGGCAGCUAUGUUUAAAGUAGGAUUCUACAAAAUGCAUCCAGAAUUUCCAGAAUGUUUGUCUGAAAAUGCUAAAGACUUCUUGCUCAAAUGUUUUGCUCCUGAACCAGAGAAAAGAUUUACUGCACAACAACUGUUGGAUCAUCCCUUUAUAAAAGAAACCCUUGCACCAAAGAAGAAAAAGAAGAAAAUGACAGAAGUAGAGUAUCUGAGAAGUACCUCGGUUCCAGCUAGCAGUAUAGUCAGUAGAAGAACAGAUAACACAAUGAAACUAAAACUACCACAAAAAUCAGGUCCUGCAUCUGUGGUAGCCCGGAAUGCCAUUGGGUUCUCAGGAAGUAUGGAAAACAUUCUGGAUGAUCUGGACACUGUUCAAGAAGAACGCACGGGACAAAAAGGUCACCAUAGGUCACAAAGUGUCCAUACUUUUGGUGGGCUUGAUUUGGAUACAAGGCCAAAGUCUUUCCGCAAGCGUGCAGAAUCUGACGGUACCCUAGUACAUGCAGAGAGAGUGUUAUACAAGGGGGCUACAGAGAGUUUUCAGGAAACAGCAAAAAGAAGAUCAUCUUCACCUUAUCUGUCUGUGGAGUAUGGAAGCCGGUCCCCAUCUCCGACAUUAUCAUCUCCCGGGCCGCAGUCACCUACACUUGGCUUCAGUAUUUCUAUGAAUGAAGUUAUAUCAGCUGAUUCUGACGGUACAAACAGCAUAACUGGGUCACAUGACAGCCAGAGUCGGGAAGGAUUUUAUUUGUUGCGAAAAGACUCUGAGAGAAGGGCAACCCUUGUACUCAUGCUUUCUAAAGAAAGCGAUUUUCGUCGGGUAUUGGAGACUUGGAUGGAGUUGAUUCACAGAGAUGCUACCAUAUCUCAUCCUAAACUUGGAAAGGAACAUUUGAGUACACUAUUGAAGGCAUUGUGUGAUUACAUCAGAGAUCAGAACACUACAGUGAUAAAAGAUGCUCUAGAUGUAGUAAAAGAGAAGUUAGAGUAUGAUCACACUGCCAUGAUGGAACUCCAGCUAGCGCUCUAUGUUUUCCAGGAGGCCGUGAGUAUUAACAUGAGAAUGAGGGAUAUUCAGCCUCACUGGAUGUUUGCAUUAGACAAUCUUCUUAGAAACGCAACACAGGCAGCUAUUACAGUACUGUCACCAGAGUUAGGAGCAAAUUUAGCUGGUGAUGCUGAUGACAGGGACAUGGGUACCUCAGGGGUGCCCUCAACAACUUCAGGAAAGUCAGCAACAGGGGUGUAUAGGAAAUCAGUGAAUAUGGAAAUUAGAAGCCAGUUAGAAUCAUCUGAAGAUGAGAAUUUAUCGUUGUUACAAGAAUUGUUAGAGGUACAGAAAGCUUAUAAUGAUCUGUUGAAGAAAUCCAUAACUGAGAAGAAGUUGCAAAUGGAAGUAUUGCAACAAGCAUUAAGUGGUCAGAGAAUAGUUGGAGCAUCAAGCCCAGGUCCGUCACCAAUGACACCUGCUGUAGUGAUAAAUGAACCACCAGAUGAACAUUUGGUACAGUGGUUGAAACAGUGUAGAAUAGAUUCCAAUUCCAGAGAUCAGAUUAUCAAUGAACAGUAUACAUUAGAUGACUUGUUGGAAUAUGUUACAUUAGAACAGUUACAAAAACUCAAUAUAAAAGGCGGCAUUGUUUGUAGAAUAUGGAGAGCUAUACAGGCACAUCGUGCUAAACAUAAGAAAACUAAGAGGUAGCACUGACUCACACAUUCAUCCUUAUACUUGUCUAUAUUUGUCCAUCCAUCCCACCAACUGCCAACUCUGUGUGUGUAAAGAAUCAUGAUAAAUAUACAAAGUACUCAAAACAAAUACAUGAACUCCCGCUACAUGUGUCAACUUCUUGUGUAUAAAAAAAAAACAUGCAUACAGUCAUGGAAUUUUAAAACACAUUUUAUGUGCAUGUGUGAUACUCUAUAGCAUACCUUGAGAUGUUUUAUAUGUGUUAAGCAUGGAUGUUAUACCAUCAUGACUUGUGUGGGGGCAAUAUAAGCUACCAGUCAGAGCUAGCUGGCCUGACAUGUUGAGUGCCAUAAUGUGAAAUAAAAAUAAUAGGCACCUGGAUACUGACUGGGAUGCUGGAAUGUGCAUAAUAAUUGGGCUAAAACAGCUCCUUAUGAUUGGUUUGAAAAUAAUAUGCGCAAUCUAAACUGCUACAGUUCUGUUGAAUCUAUAAUAUAAAGGCACCAAGCUUCAUACAAAAUUUUCACCUGGAGGUGAACUAAAAUAAAAACUUGAACAGUGAAUUUUUAAAAUAGAAGUCAUGAUUUAUGGCUUGAAUUACUGUCAUUUGAUGUUGAUGUAAUUUGAAUUGAAAUAACCAAAAAAAAAGUGCAGGCACUUGGGAUAUUAGAGAUGAAAAGGAUAAUUACAUGGCUAAAAUUGUCUAACAGCAAAAUUUACAGUUGAUUAUGGAAUUUAAACAGAACUGAACAAGAAAAGUGAAAAUAGUUUCAAUUAUUGUUCUUAUUGGCAAACUCGCAACAUUUGAUUUUUUAAGAUCGAUAAAAAUAUAAAUGAGCAAGGUGAUAUCGCCGAUAAAGAUUAUUUUACUUAUGUAUGUAAUUUGUUUUACAGAGUUAGCUUCAAGUUUUAAAGUUUUGUCUAUUUUUAUAUUGUAUGUUGAAGUCUGGCUCUGUUAAAGAAAUAAUGAUGCUUGAUAAGAGAGUACCUAUAUGAAAAUAAUGUAUUUUAACAUACAGACAGUGAUCCUAUUCAAAUAAUAUUUAUUGUCAGACAUUAAGUGAAAAGGAAGUCAUACAGAGUGUAUGGAAAAAUAGAAAGUAAACUUAUCACUUUUCUUCUGUAGCUACGCAUAAAAACAAAGUUUGUUCUAUUUUUAUUUUUAUUUUUUUUCAAAAUGAAACUUUACUUUUCACCCUGUAUGAUGCAUCAGAAUUUCUUUCUAGAGUUAAGUAGCAUAGUUUUUUCAUAGAAUACAUUUUUAACAUACACUUUUUCUGUUUGUAACAAUCUUAAAUGAAUUUUUUGCAUUUUUUUUAUCAUGAUUUUAUAUCAUUAUUUUGUCAUUUUUUUUGUCAGUUGUUAGCCCUGUUAAAUGUUUAUAGUAGAACAGCUCCCAUUUAUUGUCCUGACUUGAUUUUAUGUUUUAAUUUUUUUUUAUUAUUAUUAUAAUGUAACUGAUUUUUAAUGUUUAGUGCAAUACUGUAUUGAUUUAUUUUAUUGUAUUUUUUUUUUAUUUAAUUUUGCCUGUUUGUAGUAAUAAUUUCAUUUUAGCUAUUUUAGUGGUUUAAUGUUUUACAGUCAGUAUUUUAUAAUGUCAGUGUAAACACGGUCAUACCGUCAACAUUUUUAUAUUUGAUCACUUUUGUUGAUUUUUUUUUUAUUUUACUUUUCUCCCCUCACAAGUAAUUACAAGUGCUUAGUUAAAAUAAUUUUACGUCAUUGGAGACACUUUAGGUCUUGGUCAGGAUCAUGCUUCUAAUGGCUGGGGAUAUUGCCCAUAGAUAAAAUAACUCGAAUAUUGUUAUGAUAACCAGUGAGAUACUGGGUUUUAUCAGUGAAAUAAAACCGAUAUCACUCAUAGUAUAUCACUUGGUGUCUUAGUGUGAGUGACAAAGCUUAGCAGUACUCCUUGUGCUGUGCAUGAUGCCAUAAAUUUAUGUUAAAAUUAAUUGUUGCAUUUGGUUCUUUAUGGCAUAUUUCUUGAUUAAAAAAUAAUUUCAUUAAAUUUGCUUAGUUACAUUGCAAAAAUGACAUAUAAAACUUUAAUAAUUUUUCUUAAUGCAACCUUUGAGUGCCUGAUGUUAUCUUUUUAUUUGUGUCUUUUUCCUGCACUUCCUCAAAAACAAUUGAAAAGUACUGUUUAAUUAGUUAUAAGGCAUAAAACAAAAGAGAUUUUUUUUUUGAUUUUGUGAAUUUGGUACAUGUCUCGCAUCAAAGUGAAAAAAUAUCCAUGUUAUCACUGUCUCUAUGUUCUUGUGAAAAUAUUGAAAUUUUCUCACUCCUUUAAGCAUAUUCACUCAAAUAAAGUUAUCCUCUAUAUUUUCACUGGAUGAACAAUAAUUUGGCCUACAUAAGUGCUGAAGUGUGUAGUAAAAUAUUUUUGCGGAGUUUUUUAUUUGACAAAGUUAUUUAAAUCAAAAAGAAAAACAUAUAAGAUAUUCAUUGCUUAUAAUUAUAAUAUAUUAUUAAAAUAAUUGUAUGUGUAACAGGUUUUACAACAUGUCAAUGAUGACAAAAUAUCCAAAUAUAACGAAUCAGCCAUGCUUUAUCCAGAAUGUAGGACAAAACCCCACACAUCAAAACCCCACUUAUGUCCACUCUAUAAAAUCUAAGGUGUGGGGUUUUCCCACUGUAAAAUUUAUGUGUGGGGUUUUGUCCACUCUAUAAAAUUGAAGGUGUGGGGUUUUGUCCACUCUUUAAAAUUUUGAUGUGUGGGGUUUUGUCCGUCUUCAGCUUUAUCCAUGUUUUGUGUAUGUUUGUUUCGCACACAUCGUUUUUUGUUGAUUUGUGCUUUUAUAUAAUCAGCCCCUGAUCUCAAUUUUUUUUCUUGUGGAGAUUAUGUUUUUGGUGAUGUGCAAAAUAUGCUUCUGUAAAGAAAUGAUAUAAUAUACAUAAAGACAUUCUCUCCCCCGAUAUACAUGUAUUGUAUCAUGUUGUACAUGGAGAUAGUAUUGUCUUGUGUGUGAUAUUGAUGGGGCAUUGUUGUGAUAUUGGUUUAAUUGUUAGAAAUAUUGGAAAGGUGUUUGUUUGUCUUAACUUUAUCGUACAUGAAAUAUUGGAAAUCGUGUGUGUCUAUAAAAAUAUAUUAUAAGUUCAUGUUUAAGAGGGGUUUGUUAGAAAAGGUGACUACAGCUGUUGCACAAACAUGGGUUAAAUGAGAAAAUUAUGUGUAAAAAGAAAUAGAAGAAAAGUGUUACGUUGAAUUACAUCAAUGCUUUAAUGUUAAACUUGUUACUGAAAUAUCGAGAAAGACUAAUUUGUAGAAUUAAUAGUUUAAUUACAUUCAAAUUAAAAUGAUGAUCUUAAUUUGUGAGUAGAAUAUUUAAGUGACAUCAUUUUUGAAAAAUAAUGUUUUUUUGUUUUUUUUUUUUUUUUUUUUUUCAAAUUUCAGCAAAAUUUAUGAUUGGAGCAUCUGUGAAGUAUUUUUACAUUGAAACCUUUUUCUUUUCCAACUUAAAACAUACAAGACAUAAACUCCAAUGUUGGUGCAUUGUUUUCCCAGUGCCUUUUGAUGGACUUGCAUGCAUCAGUAGGUUGCAAGGUUUACACUUAUUUCACCUCUCUGUGUCAGUGAUAAGUGAAUGUUCAUAUAUCCAACCCUUAACCUGCUGAAUUUCUUAAAUGGACUAGUCCAACUUCCAUUUUAGAACUGUCCAUUACCAGUUUAAGGGAUAUCAAGAUGAAAAUUUAAAGUAAGUCAGCCAACAAUAUAGAGAUCAGCCUGGUCGGACAGCAUGUAAUGUGCAAACUGGCCUGACUUUAUACUGGCAGUAAAGGCAAUUUUUUUCAUUUCCAGCAGGUUAAAAGUCCGUGGCCGAGUGGUUUAGGUCGUUGACUUCAAACCACUUGCCCCUCACAGCUGUGGUUUUAGAAUCCCGACAGUGACUUUGGAUUCUUUCAUGUGAAGAAGCUAUCCAGCUAUCUUACAGAAGUCGGUGAUUCUACCCAGGUGCCCGUCCGUGCCUAAAAUAAUGCAUGGAAGGGCACCUGAGGUCUUCCUCCACCAGUAAAGCUGGAAUGUGGCCAUAUGACCUGUAAUGUGUGGGUGUGACUUGAAACCCAAUUAAACAAACAAACAAUCCAGCAGGUUAAGAGUUUUAAAUACAUCAAUCAGGUCUGGAGUUGGAAUGUUAUCAUAUUUUAUAAUUCAUUUGUAAACAAUAACUAUCCAUUUGAAGUUGAAAUGCCACAUUUUAUAAUGUUAGUUCAUUUGUAGAAAAAAAUAACUAUCCAUUUUAAAUCACAUAUUUUAUUUUGAUAUAUAAAUAAAACAUUUACAGCAUUCUAAACAUGUUUUGAAAAUUUUGCUCACAGUGUACGUUAUGUUUAUAUAUGCAUACCUUGUUUCUGUUUAGCCAUGUUUAACUCGUUUAUAUCAUCUUGAAUACAAUCAAGCUUAAACCUUCUCUGUCAUUAACUUGCUUUGUAGUGCUUAUUUGUGAAUAAUACACAUUUGUAAGGUUAACUUGUCACUAUUUUAUUCUAUUUAAUUGCUAAAAAAACUAAGGAAAUGUCACUUGUUGAAAGCGUGUUAUUUUAAAGAUCAUUAUAAAAUAUUUUAUUUUUCUCUCCUCAUAGUGAUCAAAUGAAUUGAAAAUUGUUAACAACACAAAUGCAGUGUAUUUAUUUGUGAUUAAGGGAGUUUGUCUGUUAUAUACAGUUGUAUACUUCUUUUGGGUUUUAAUAUUGAAAUUAUUAAAAUACAUUGAAGCAUAUAAAUGUACAUGUACUUGUUUACGUUUCAUCAUUUAUUGACAAGAUUUUAAAUUUCAUGUUAAUGUAGCUCAUGUUAACUUUUUACAAGUUUAGAAUUUAACAUUCUGCCUCUGCCCAUCUUUGUAAGGUGUUAUGAGGUAAUUUACAUUAGCCACCCUAUUGUAUUUAUUGUUAAACUUUAACUAUUUUUUAAAAAAAGCAAGUUUACUUGUGCCUUUUCUUAAUUACCUAAUAAUCUUAUUUUUACAGAAUGUUCUUUUUUAAAUGUGUAUUUAAGUAUUUGAAAUCUAUGUCAUUUUAAUUAGAUUUUUUUUUUCCAUGUAGAAUAUAUAUGUUUACCAAUUUUUACAGAUAGGAAAGAUACUCGUAAGCUGAAUAGGGUGCAAAUCUUGGCCUAUUGGAAAUAAGACUAUAUUAGGAGUUGUGAGCUCAGCACUAUUUUGCCAAUAUUUGUAUUCCUUCACUUCAAAACUCAAAAAGCUUUUUCGCAUAAUUAGAAACUUCUACUUUAUAAAUAUUUUUUUAGUAUUGAUAAACAGAAAUUCCUUUAACUUUUAAUUACCAAUUUCAAAUCUAAAGUAUGUUAAGUCUCACUUACACAAUUCAAUUGGGAAUGAGUAAUGAAAAGACUUGAUAUUUAUAAGAAAUUUUUAAGCUUUGAAAGUAACAAUUUGAAUUUCAGUCCUUUGGUAGAAAAUUUAUUCUCUGAAUGACUUGAAUGAAAGGAAUAAUAUGAUUAAAAAUUUCAACACUUAUUGAUUAAUUUUUGGAAAAUUGAUAUGCUGAUAAGUACAACAUUAAACCUGAAACAGAACAAAUUAAAGAUACAUGAACUAUGUAUAUCAUGCAAGUAUCUAUAGCUGCUACUUUGACCUUACAACAUGAGUAUUUCAUGUAUAUUCCCUUUACUGGUCAUCAAAAAGGUUCUUGUAAAGGCAUUAAGCUGUAACAAUGCAUUUCACAAUAUGGAUGAUAACUUAAAUCUUGUGUAAUUAUACUGCUGAACUUCACUGUAGAGAUAGAUAUAUUGAUGUAAAUAUGAUUACAAUAUGUAAUAUACACUAGCCUCUCUUACAUUCCUGCACAGAUUACAUAUAUAUUGGGCUAAACAGAUGUUAUUUAUAUUCACCUGCACAGAUGUCAUCUGUUUACAUUAGCUGCCCAUUAUGGCAUGCACAGAUGUCCUAUAUUGGUCUGUACAUGUGUCAGCUACAUUGUCCUUUAUGGAUGUUAUCUGUAUUUGCCUGCACAUACAUUGGCUGCAUAUUAUGGCAGGCACAAAUGACAUCUUCUAUAUUGGCCUAUAUGUGUGUUGUCUGUAUUGGCCUUUAUGGAUGUUAUCUGUAUUUGCCUGCACAAACAUUGGCUGCAUAUUAUGGCAGGCACAAAUGACGUCUUAUAUAUUGGCCUAUAUGUGUGUCGUCUGUAUUGGCCUUUAUGGAUGUUAUCUGUAUUGACCUUUUCAGAUGACAUCUGUAUUCACCUGUAUAUUUAUCAUCUUUAUUCAUCUGCACAGAUGUUACCUUUAUAGGCCAGCACAGAUGUCACCUUUAUUGGCCAGCACAGAUGUCACCUUUAUUGGCCAGCAGAUAUUUCAUCUAUAUUGGUCAGCACACAUGUCAUCUGUAUUGGCCAGCACAUGUCAUAUAUUGGCCAGCACACAUGUCAUAUAUUGGCCAGCACAGAUGUCAUCUAUAUUGACCAGCACACAUGUCAUCUAUAUUGGCCAGCACACAUGUCAUCUAUAUUGGCCAGCACACGUCAUAUGUAAUUGCCAGCACAGAUGUCAUAUGUAAUGGCCAGCACAGAUGUCAUAUUGGCUAGCUCAAAUGACGGCUUCAUCGGCCAGCACAGAUAUUAAUUUAUUUUGGCCUGCACAGAAUGAUGUCACCUAUAAUAUUGCCAUCAUUGUUUUUCUUGCCAUUUCACAAAGUUAAACAUAUUUAUAACUCUCCUUCUAUACAAAUUGUUAUGUUUUUCACUUAGUGUUUUAUCAAUACAAACUUCCAAAUAGAAUACAUGAUUAUUUCCAGAAUCAGGAAUAGUUAAGUUUUUAAAAAAACACACACCCACACAGUGAAUUAUUUUUAAAUAUCUUAAAUUGGCUCAAAUUUUAGUUUAAACUGUAUUGUUUUAACAUGUAUUAAAAUUUUUUAUGUUUUGUUGUUAUGGGAUGUUUUGAAUUGUACAUUUAUUUUGAUUUCACAUUUUAGAUUGUGUUAUCAUUAUUCUUAUAUCAUUAAGUUUGCCUAAAUUUGUAAUGUAUGUUGGAGUAAAUGAUUUGAGCCGCAUCAUGACAAAACCAACAUAGUGCGUUUGCGACCAGCAUGGAUCCAGACCAGCCUGCGCAUCCGCGCAGUCUGAUCAGGAUCCAUGCUGUUCGCUAUCAGUUUCUCUACUUGUUAAAAGAUUUAAAAGUGUAUAGCAUGGAUCCUUAUCAGACUGUGCGGAUGCGCAGGCUGGUCUGGAUCCAUGCUGGUCGCAAACGCACUAUGUUGGUUUUGUCGUGACGCGGCUCAAAUGAUUUAUCAUUUUGAAUACUGAUUAAUCAUAUUAAGUAAAACUUUAAACUAUCAUGAUUAAUUGUUUGACUUAAAUGACAUGUAUGAAGAAAAAAUAAAAUCUAUUUCAUAUA
Messenger RNA from Ruditapes philippinarum (Manila clam), 11571 nucleotides. Its product is annotated as mitogen-activated protein kinase kinase kinase 5-like. The transcript has 41 exons. Bases 144 to 4232 code for a protein of 1362 amino acids. The record is from RefSeq and is a predicted model, not a curated record. Gene Ontology annotation, molecular function: protein kinase activity; ATP binding. Gene Ontology annotation, biological process: MAPK cascade; protein phosphorylation. NCBI's taxonomy places the organism in Eukaryota, Metazoa, Mollusca, Bivalvia, Venerida, Veneridae.